AUGACCGACGGAAACGAUUCCUCCUCUGUCGGCUUCUCCGAAUAUUCUGAAUUAACCGCUAAUGGCUGCUAUCCGAGCACCAACGGACACGUCAGCCAGCCUGAUGGGUCAGCUACCGCGAUGGCAACGCCAUCUGCUAUCCCAGCCCGAACAGAUAGUUAUGCGACCACUGACAAUGGCGAAGCGAAGACAGGCAUCUCGAGGCAAAGGUUGUCACUCCAAGGUUCAGCUGAUAAUAACACUGAAAAGGCGGCGAAGCUUAGUACGCCAAAUGGAACGGAGUCAGCGGAAUUGUCUAGGCGAGCGAGCUUGGAACGCAACUGGCUGCGCCAGUGCGCGCCGAUUUUCAUGCAUCCGACGCACGACAUUCGCGCGGGUCACGCGCUCGUGCGCGUGUUUUUCCGCUUCGUGCGGGAAGGGGAGGAGGCGGAAGCCCGCUCGCGCGGAAAGGAAUGGACAGACUACAUGGCUGCGGGGGAAGAUUUUGUGGAAUGGGAGGAAGCGGCGGAAGCAUGGGGAAAAACCGGGGAACAAGGGGGAGAGAAUGGAGUGGAACUGGCGGGAGAAAUUAUAGGAGCGGUUGGAGAGGAGAACGGGGGAGUGGUGAGAGUAAAGGCUUUUAACGGGGAUAACGCCGAUGACCUGUUGUGCGAGCUAGUGGUGGUGUACGAGGGCGAGGCGAGCUAUCGUCGGCUGAACCCUUAUCAGGUCAACCACAUGGCCACCUUCUUCUACAUGUCCUUCAACAAUAUAGUGUUUGGCCGAACUGCAGACAUUGACUAUUUAACGAUAACAGGUGUCAACCUCUCAUUGGACCCCAGCAGGCACCCAUGGAGGAGCGUACGCACCACUGACCACUGCGGCACUCAGACAUGGUCGCAGGGCAACAAGGCUGAUCUAGCGUGGUGGCUCUCUCUCUUCCAUCACUACACUGUGGACAUGCCCUAUGAGGAACUACAGAAGGACGAGCGGGCGAAACACCGGCCGAUUAUUUAUGUGAACACAGCGAACCAUCUCAUGGGGGAGACUAACGCCAACCCCAAGUUCCCCCUAACCACUUGGAAGCACUACCCACUACACCGAGGGGGUCCCCCUGAAGCUGAGCUCUUUGCACGCAGGAGCAUUUUAAGCAAGCCCAUCCUGUGGAACCCUUUCCCUGGAUGCUUGAGUCGUUCUUGCUCCUGA
Messenger RNA from Closterium sp. Yama58-4, 1185 nucleotides. NCBI's taxonomy places the organism in Eukaryota, Viridiplantae, Streptophyta, Zygnematophyceae, Desmidiales, Closteriaceae. The record is from the annotation of a GenBank genome assembly.